AUGCUGCUGCGCCAGGGCCGGGCGCUGGCACGGGCACUGCCCGCUGUCCCCUGUGUCCCCCUGCCCGCUGUCCCCUGUGUCCCCCUGCCCGCCGUCCCCUGUGUCCGGCGCCGCUGCCACCGCCCGUGUCCCCCGCGGGACCUGGCUGUCCCCAACGCGGCCUGGAGUGACGUCAUGCGGCGCCACUACGGCCACCUGCUGCGCGCGGCCAGCGCCGAGGGCUGGACACGGCUGCCGUCCUUCCGUGUCCCCACUGCCCCCUGUGACAGCGCUGUCCCCGCAGAGGUGCCGGGGCUGGCCGGUGACAGUGACAGGGACGGGGACACGCGGCUGUUCCCGAGGGCCAUCGAGGGCGACGGGGACGGUUUCGAGUUCGCCAUGUUCCUGAAUGUCCCCAAGGGCCGCCUGCGCUGCCUGUGCCAGCCCGGGCCCUUCCUGGAGGGACACCCGGGGCUGACCCACGGCGGUGCCAUCGCCACCCUCAUUGACACCUCCUUGGGGACACUGGCGCUGGCGGUGGCCGGGCGGGUGGUGACAGCCAACCUCAGCAUCGACUACGUGGCGCCUGUCCCCCUGCGCUCUGUGCUCCUGCUCGAGGCGUCCCUGGAGCGCCGCGAGGGCCGGAAACUCUUCCUGGGCUGUGACCUGAGGGACGCCGAGGGGGACACUCUGCACGCCAGGGCCACCGGGCUCUUCAUCCAGCAGGACACCCCCAAGGAGCCGGCGCGGGGUGGGGACAGUGGCCGGUGACUGUCACUGAUGUCACCUGAGCCACCCUC
Messenger RNA from Sturnus vulgaris (Common starling), 779 nucleotides. The record is from RefSeq and is a predicted model, not a curated record. NCBI's taxonomy places the organism in Eukaryota, Metazoa, Chordata, Aves, Passeriformes, Sturnidae.